Puccinia triticina is the source of this 1320-nucleotide messenger RNA. RefSeq lists its product as uncharacterized. The transcript has 5 exons. Bases 1 to 1320 code for a protein of 439 amino acids. Gene Ontology annotation, cellular component: cytoplasm. Gene Ontology annotation, biological process: GDP-mannose biosynthetic process; cell wall mannoprotein biosynthetic process. Lineage: Eukaryota; Fungi; Basidiomycota; Pucciniomycetes; Pucciniales; Pucciniaceae. The record is from RefSeq and is a predicted model, not a curated record. Gene Ontology annotation, molecular function: mannose-1-phosphate guanylyltransferase (GTP) activity; GTP binding.
AUGCCACCCCCUCAUAACCCCAUGCUAGGCUGUACAUAUGGCUUUUGGGUUUCGCUGCUGCUGCUUAAAAGAACCCUGCACCCCCACCCAGCACGCCCACCUCCUCCUGCCCCUGCCCUCCCCGCACACAACAUCACUCCUUUCCCUCCAACACACAACAAAAAGAAGUCCUUGACUGGCCUCGCUCUAGUCUCCUCUCCCCUCUACGCACUUCCUCCCCUCACCAUGAAGGCUAUCAUCCUCGUCGGCGGCUUUGGUACUCGCCUCAGGCCCCUGACCCUGACUCUCCCCAAGCCGCUGAUCGAGUUUUGCAACAAGCCGAUGAUCGUCCACCAGAUCGAAGCUCUCGUCGCCGCCGGUGUCGAUGAAAUCGUCUUGGCCGUCAACUAUCGCCCAGAGGUCAUGGUCUCCGUCUUGAAAGACACCGAGGAGAAGUAUGGCAUCCGGAUCACCUUCAGCGUCGAGACUGAACCCCUGGACACCGCCGGACCACUAGCCCUUGCCAAGGACAUCCUGGGCAAGGACGACUCGCCCUUCUUUGUACUCAACUCGGACGUCACUUGCACAUACCCGCUCAAGCAGCUCGCAGCCUUCCACCAAGCCCAUGGCAAGGAGGGCACGAUCAUGGUCACCAAGGUCGACGAGCCGUCGAAGUACGGGGUGGUCGUCCAGCUGCCGAACAGCUCUGCGAUCGACCGCUUUGUCGAGAAGCCGGUCGAGUUCGUCGGCAACCGGAUCAACGCGGGGAUCUACAUCUUCAGCCCGAAGGUGCUCGAGCGGAUCGAGGUGAAGCCGACGUCGAUCGAGAAGGAGACCUUCCCGGCGAUGGUCCGGGACGGCCAGCUGCACUGCAUGGACCUCGAGGGCUUCUGGAUGGACAUCGGCCAGCCCAAGGACUUCAUCUCCGGCACCUGUCUCUACCUCAGCCAUCUCAGCGCGCUCGGCGACCCGAACGUCAAGGACCAGGCCGCCCACAAAUGGGUCGUCGGCGGGAACGUGCUCGUCGACCCCUCCGCCGUCAUCGACCCCUCCGCCAUGGUCGGCCCCAACGUCGUCAUCGGCCCCCGCUGCGUCAUCGGCAAGGGCGUCCGGCUCCAGCGCUGCGUCGUCAUGGCCGGCGCCCGCGUCAAGGACCACUCCUGGGUCAAGAGCUCCAUCAUCGGAUGGAACUCCACCGUCGGCCGAUGGGUCCGAUGCGACAACACCACCGUCCUGGGCGACGACGUCAACAUCAAAGACGAGCUGCUCGUCAACGGCGCCGCCGUCCUGCCCCACAAAUCCAUCUCCGCCUCGAUCACAGAGCCCGCCAUCGUCAUGUGA